Molecule: messenger RNA, 614 nt
Organism: Dacryopinax primogenitus
Lineage: Eukaryota; Fungi; Basidiomycota; Dacrymycetes; Dacrymycetales; Dacrymycetaceae
Exons: 10
Source: RefSeq, a predicted model, not a curated record
UCGCAGACGCCGAAGUUCACCCACAUCCCCGCUUAAGGCACUAACAUCCAGCCCUGCGUGCUAUCUGAUCCGGAGCCGUUCCUAAGGAGACUCGUCAACCGAACGAACGGCGAGGUCCACCCCCGCCCCUGGGCCCGUUUAUAAGCCUGACGGGAUGGGCUCGCCCUGUUCAACCCACCAGCAUGAGCGAUCCGGAUCCUACAGGUGUGGUGUAUGAUAUUGUUCCUUCUAUCCUCUCGCGCUAUGCUGCGACCGCGCUGUUCGUGUACGAUAUCCUAAUUUCAUUUGCGGACGAGGUAGAAUAUGUUUGGAAAUCUAAGUGGAGCAGUCCCAAAGUUCUUUACUUCAUAGUCCGCUAUUUUGGAGUUGCCGCGGCAAUCUUUACUUCUGCGAUUUCUCUUCGACCACAGAGUAUUGACGUCUGCUGGCGCUUUGCCAUCUUCAACACCACUUGGUUACUUGUCGGGGCGGCACUUGGCGAUGCACUGCUUCUACUGCGUACGCUCGCGCUGUUUAUGGACCGCAGGAGACUAUGCCUAGGUCUCAAAAUCGCCUAUGGAGUAACCUAUACUAUUGAGUUGGCAUUCUUGAUCUACUACAUGGUGCACACUGCG